AUGAAGGGUCAGAGUGCCGGCUCAGAGAAGAAUGUGGAGUCUGUGGCCAGAAACCUGAUCACACUCAUCCAACAACAUCUUGAUGGAGGCAGUAGUCAGGAAGGAGCACCUGGUAACCUCUCACCAAGAGCAGCUACUGUCUUCAAUCCUCCACCCAGCACAGCUGCUGUCUUCAGUCCCCCAACCAGAACAGCCACCAGUAUGCAAACAUCAGUAUCAUCAGAAAUGCAAAGCAUCCCUGAUGACCAAGAUAAUGCUGUAACACCACUUCCUCCAAGUACAGCAGCGAGCACAUCAGCAGCAAAACAAGUGAAGCAGUUAAGAAAGGGACUGAAGGAGACAGGCAUUUGGCCACUUCUGUCCAAUAGAUCGGAUGUGGUGAAGCUGCUUUUCCCUUGUGAGAAGGAAGCUGAGAUCACACCCCAGAUGAUUCUUACCCACAUAAAAUGGCCCACACCAAAUCCAGAUUCUGAUGACGAUGAAAAUGAUGUCUCUGUUGAGGCCGUCACUCAAGUCACAACUUACUUCAGGACCUUUAUUGAACAUGCAUCUUCAGAGCACUUGAAAAAUCUGCUGCAGUUCUGGGUGGGUUGGGAGGUCCCUCCAGAGGAGUUGAUUGUGAAGGUGGCAAGUGGCCACCUCCCCAGGGCCUUGACAUGCUUUGAGACCAUCAAGUUGCCUGACCAUCACACAAACUACAAAGAUUUUGAGUCCAACUUGUUGGGUGCCAUUACUACCUGCGAAACAGGGUUUGGUCUUGUUUAAAGGCAAGACAUUUUGGACAUAGACUGGUGUCGGGUCAAAAUCCUCAG
This is a messenger RNA of Sphaeramia orbicularis (orbiculate cardinalfish), 812 nucleotides long. RefSeq lists its product as uncharacterized. The coding region runs from base 1 to 765 and encodes 254 amino acids. Gene Ontology annotation, molecular function: ubiquitin-protein transferase activity. NCBI's taxonomy places the organism in Eukaryota, Metazoa, Chordata, Actinopteri, Kurtiformes, Apogonidae. The record is from RefSeq and is a predicted model, not a curated record. The transcript is spliced from 6 exons.